AUUUGAAGUCUUUUCAGUUUCGAAUGUCAUGGCCGCAGCUAAAUUCACCCUGCCUAUGGGAGCAUGCCAGCAUAGUUCUGGAGAUCGGGUUCCUCGGAAUCUUAUUACUCCUCUUUGUACGGAAAAGCAUGGAAUCAUUAUGCAGACGCAGAACAAAAGUGAUGAGUGCAGAAAAAUACUCCAUUGGUGCAAAAUCCGGCCUCUCUUACAAAAUCAGCAUUGGCUGUGCCAUUCUAUUGCUGGGAACCCAUUUGAUGAUGCUGAUGAUGCCGCAAAGUAGAAAUGUGGCGCACUGCAAGUCGACAAUCCCAAUUCUUUCAUCAGAGAUCAUGAAAGUGCUAUCAUGGGCAAUUACAUUGAUUGCACUGUACAAGAUUCAAAAGAAUAAAGACAUCAGGUUCCCUUGGAUUCUACGAACCUGGUGGUUUUGCAGCUUCUUGCUGUCUAUUGCUUGCACAAUUAUUGAUGCCCAUCUCAUAGUAACAACCCAUGCCCACAUUGGAGCACAUGACUGUUUUGAUUUCCUUGAUCUUCUUGCAUCCACCUGUCUUCUGGGUGUUUCAAUUCGAGGAAAGACAGGCAUAGUCCUCAACUACCCAAAUGGCAUAACGGACCCACUUCUCAGUGGCAAAGACACAAAGCAUUCGGAAGGCAAGAAGGACUGUCCAUAUGGAAAAGCUACUCUUUUCCAACUCAUCACCUUCUCUUGGCUCAAUGCAUUAUUUGAGGUUGGGAUUAAGAAACCUCUUGACCAGGAUGAAGUCCCAAAUGUUGACAUCAAGGACUCUGCUGGAUUUUUAUCACAUUCCUUUGAUGAAAGCCUUAAACUUGUCAAGGAGAGAGAUGGAACCACAAAUCCAUCCAUCUAUAAAGCAAUAUUCUUGUUUGCCAGGCAAAAAGCAGCAAUCAAUGCAUUCUUUGCAGUGAUAAGUGCCAGUGCAUCAUAUGUUGGCCCAUACCUCAUUGACGACUUCAUAAAUUUCUUAAGUAACAAGAACACUCAGACCUUAGGAAGUGGCUACCUUCUCGCACUAGGCUUUCUUGGUGCAAAAAUUGUUGAGACAAUAACACAAAGGCAGUGGAUUUUUGGGGCUCGCCAGCUAGGCCUUCGGCUGAGAGCUUCUCUGAUAUCUCACAUUUACAAAAAAGGCCUCGUACUGUCGAGCCAAUCCCGCCAAAGCCACACCAGUGGAGAGAUCAUCAACUAUAUGAGCGUGGACAUUCAAAGAAUCACAGACUUCAUGUGGUACGUGAACACAAUUUGGAUGUUACCUGUACAAAUUUCCUUAGCAGUCUAUAUCCUACAUAUGAAUCUGGGAUUAGGAUCACUUGUGGCAUUGGCAGCAACUAUGACAGUGAUGGCUGGCAACAUACCAUUGACUAGAGUACAGAAGAGAUAUCAGUCUAAAAUCAUGGAUGCCAAAGAUGACAGGAUGAAAGCUACUUCAGAAGUGCUUCGAAACAUGAAGACCCUCAAGCUUCAAGCAUGGGACAGUCAUUAUCUUCACAAGCUAGAAAGCCUAAGGAAAACAGAGUAUAAUUGGCUAUGGAAGUCAUUACGAUUGUCAGCAGUAUCAAGUUUUAUUUUCUGGGGUUCUCCAGCGUUUAUAUCUGUGGUCACUUUUGGGGGGUGUGCUUUAAUGGGGAUUCCACUCACGGCAGGGCGAGUCUUAUCUGCACUGGCUACAUUCCGAAUGUUACAAGAUCCUAUAUUCAAUUUGCCUGAUUUACUCUCUGUCGUUGCACAGGGCAAAGUAUCUGCAGAUAGAGUUGCUUCUUACCUACAAGAACAUGAAAUUCCGUCAGAUGCAACUGAAUCUGUUCCUAAAGAUCAAACAGAAUUUGACAUUCAGAUUGAUAGUGGAAAUUUUAGCUGGGAUACUGAAUCAAGACGCCCAACUCUUGACGGGAUACAGUUAAAAGUGAAGAGGGGAAUGAAGGUGGCCAUCUGUGGCACAGUAGGGUCCGGAAAGUCAAGUUUGAUCUCAUGCAUGCUGGGAGAAAUGCCCAAACUCUCAGGAAGAGUGAAGAUCAGUGGUAGAAAGGCCUAUGUUCCUCAGUCCGCAUGGAUACUGACAGGAAAUGUCAGAGAAAAUAUUCUCUUUGGCAAGCCUUACGAUAGUGUUAAGUAUGACAAAACUGUUGAAGCAUGUGCUCUGACAAAAGAUUUUGAGCUUUUCUCUGCUGGUGAUCUAACAGAGAUUGGAGAAAGAGGGAUAAAUAUGAGUGGAGGCCAGAAGCAAAGGAUACAAAUUGCUCGUGCAGUCUACCAGGAUGCCGAUAUAUAUCUGCUCGAUGACCCUUUUAGUGCUGUGGACGCCCAUACAGGCAGACAACUUUUUGAGGACUGCUUGAUGGGCAUUCUUAAGGACAAGACUAUCCUUUAUGUGACUCACCAAGUUGAGUUCCUCCCAGCAGCAGAUUUAAUUCUGGUGAUGCAAAAUGGAAGAAUUGCACAAGCUGGUACAUUUGAAGAACUUAUGAAACAAAAUAUUGGAUUUGAGGUUCUAGUUGGAGCUCAUAACCAAGCUCUGGAAUCAAUACUGACAGCGGAAAGCUCAAGCAGAACAACAGAACAUGCAACAACUGAUGGUGAAUCCAAUACAGAGCCCGGGCCAGAUGCAGAAUUUCCACCCACUAAGCAAGACUCGAGGCACAACCUCUGCGUUGAGAUAACAGAAAAGGAAGGGAGAUUGGUGCAGGAUGAAGAGAGAGAGAAAGGAAGCAUUGGAAAAGAAGUUUACUGGUCUUACCUUACCACUGUGAAAGGUGGUGCCUUAGUUCCAAUCAUAAUUCUGGCCCAGUCAUCAUUCCAAAUAUUGCAGAUAGCGAGCAACUACUGGAUGGCAUGGGCUUGUCCAACAGGCAAUACUGAGCCAACAAUUGCGAUGAAUUUCAUAUUGCUUGUUUACAUGCUUCUUGCCGUUGGAAGUUCUAUUUGUGUGCUGGUUCGAGCCACAUUAGUGGCUAUAACGGGCCUCCAAACAGCACAAAAGCUCUUCAGCAACAUGCUGAACAGUUUCCUCCGCGCUCCCAUGGCAUUCUUUGAUUCAACCCCAACUGGAAGAAUCUUAAAUCGGGCAUCUACAGACCAAAGCGUACUCGACUUGGAGAUGGCAAACAAAUUAGGUUGGUGUGCUUUCUCAAUAAUUCAGCUUCUGGGGACCAUUGCCGUCAUGUCCCAGGUAGCAUGGGAAGUAUUCAUCAUCUUCAUUCCUGUAACGGCCAUCUGCAUAUGGUACCAACAAUAUUACAUACCAACAGCAAGAGAACUAGCCCGCUUAUCAGGGAUACAAAGAGCUCCGAUCCUCCAUCACUUUGCAGAAUCACUUACAGGAGCUGCUACAAUUCGUGCUUUUGACCAAAAGGACCGCUUCAUUGACGCAAACCUCCUGCUCAUUGACAGUCACUCUAGGCCAUGGUUUCAUAAUGUGUCAGCAAUGGAAUGGCUUUCUUUCAGACUGAACCAGUUAGCAAAUUUUGUUUUCGCCUUCUCCCUCGUUGUCCUUGUGACCCUCCCUGAAGGAAUUAUUAAUCCAAGCCUUGCAGGGUUGGCAGUAACAUAUGGAAUUAAUUUGAAUGUGUUGCAAGCUUCAGUUAUAUGGAACAUAUGCAACACAGAAAAUAAAAUGAUAUCAGUUGAGAGAAUUCUACAGUAUUCAAAUAUUUCGAGUGAAGCACCUCUGGUGAUUGAAGAUUGCAGACCACCGAACAACUGGCCAGAUAAUGGAACAAUUUGCUUCACAAACUUAAAGAUUCGUUAUGCCGAACAUCUACCAUCUGUCUUGAAAAACAUUUCCUGCACCUUUCCAGGUCGGAAGAAAGUUGGUGUAGUCGGAAGGACAGGGAGCGGUAAAUCAACCCUCAUCCAGGCCAUCUUUCGGGUUGUGGAACCUAGAGAAGGAAGCAUCAUAAUUGACGAUGUAAAUAUUUCCAAGAUAGGCAUUCAUGAUUUGAGAUCCAGGCUAAGCAUUAUUCCACAGGACCCAACAAUGUUUGAGGGAACAGUUCGAGGGAACCUCGACCCACUAGAGCAACAUUCUGAUGCUGAAAUAUGGGAGGCUCUGGACAAAUGUCAACUAGGUGAACUAGUGCGUACAAAGGAAGAAAAGCUGGAAUCUACAGUGGUAGAAAGUGGAGAAAACUGGAGCGUUGGUCAACGGCAGUUAUUCUGUCUGGGAAGGGCCUUGCUAAAGAAAAGCAGCAUUCUUGUGCUAGAUGAAGCAACAGCAUCAGUUGAUUCUGCAACUGAUGGAGUGAUACAGAAGGUCAUUAGUCAGGAGUUUAAAGACCGAACUGUUGUCACAAUUGCACACAGGAUCCAUACGGUUAUAGAUAGUGAUCUUGUCUUGGUCCUUAGUGAUGGAAGGAUAGCAGAGUAUGAUACACCAGCAAAGCUACUGGAGAGAGAGGAUUCUUUCUUCUCAAAACUGAUAAAGGAGUACUCCAUGAGGUCACAAAAUUUCAACAGCUUAGCGAAGUUACAACAUUGAAUCCGGAUCUCCAGAAUAGAGAAGUCAUAAGUGAAUGGUUCAAAGAGAGACCAAUAGUCAAGGGUAGUAAAGUGCCUACUUAAGCCAAAAAAAAUUGGAUCAUCUCUCAGCCAUGACACAGAUGAAAGAUCCACUGCCUUAAAAUGUAAGGAAUUUCUUGGUAGCAGUAACGUUUGGUAUUGGACACUUCAAGCAGGAAAUCAUUUGUCAUUAUGAUUCAAAGGGUAUCAUUUCGUGACAAAAUCAAAAUAAAGAAAGACAGUCUUUCCAAAGCUCUCGUAGAAUUGUAUGAGGUCUAGGAAAAU
Messenger RNA from Ilex paraguariensis (yerba mate), 4798 nucleotides. NCBI's taxonomy places the organism in Eukaryota, Viridiplantae, Streptophyta, Magnoliopsida, Aquifoliales, Aquifoliaceae. The record is from the annotation of a GenBank genome assembly.